GUGUGCGUGCACGCGCGUCUCGACCAACCAGUCACCGCUGACGCGCCUUGGUCUUGCAGGUAAAAAAAAAAAAAGUUGCGUGGGAUGGUGCGUGACUCCUCAGUCACUGUGGGGCCAAGCGUGUCCAGCGCCACUGACAACUGUGAAAACCCCACUGACGCCCGUCGACUCCGGAGCUGUGGGCUGAGUCCCAGUUACAUCAGCACACCGGCCGCCUUAAAACGGCGCUGCGGCUCACGAGUGGUGUGAAAACACACACGUACGCGCACACGGACGGACACGCGGCAUCAACCUUUGACACAAACCUGGAGUCAGUGCAGCGAGGACGCCGGCAGAGCUCGAGGAGCACGGAGCUCAUGGACGUGGACUCAGGCAGAGGCAGGAGAGCCAUGGCAGCGGGGAACGUCCGCUGCAGCAUUAAGCUGUUCGUCCUGUGCCACGGCCUCCUGCAGUUCUCUCAGCUGCUGUACAGCUCGUACUUCAAGAGUACCAUCACCACCAUCGAGAGGCGCUACGGCCUGAACAGCUACUCCUCUGGAACCAUUUCCUCUCUCCACGAGAUCAGCAACAGCGUCCUCAUCGUGUUCGUGAGCUACUUUGGAAAUCGAGUUCAUCGCCCCCGUGUCAUCGGAGUCGGCGGAUUAUUGAUGGCUGUCAGCGCCUUGCUCCUGACCCUACCUCACUUCCUGUCCCAGCCCUACCAAUACAACUCAGUAUUACACAGUUGCCAAGACAUUUGCAACGCGCAGCGAAACUCAAGUGACUCCGUGUCAUGCGGCCGCGACGAGAGCCGGCGUCUGACCGACACCAACAACCUGUGGAUGCUCAUGGCCACCGCUCAGCUGCUGUUCGGUCUGGGCUCAGUGCCCAUCCAGCCCUUUGGGAUUUCUUAUAUUGAUGAUUUCGCAAGACCUGGAAACUCCCCUGUGUACAUAGCCAUCCUGUUCGCAGUGUCAGUGUUCGGCCCCGCCAUCGGCUUCCUGAUGGGUUCGGCCAUCCUGCGGAUCUAUGUGGACGUGGACAAGAUCGGUCUAGGGGCCGAACACGAGCUGAAACCUGGAGACUCCCGCUGGGUGGGGGCCUGGUGGAUUGGUCUGCUCGUCACGGCCAGCUGCCUUCUCCUCACCUCCAUCCCCUACUUCUUCUUUCCACGCAGCAUGCCAAGAGAAAAGAGUGUGGUUGUAAAUGACAUGGACACAGGUGCGGACUUCAAGAAGCCAGACGUCUCUUUACUUGAAUUCUUGCAAAUGUUUCCCAGAAUGUUCUUGCGCCUCCUGUUGAGCCCUCUCUUCCUAAUGCUGGUCCUGGCUCAGUGCUGCUUCUCCUCGGUGAUCGCGGGACUGUCUACGUUCCUGCCCAAGUAUCUCGAGCGGCAAUACAGCGCCUCGCUGGCUGACAGCGGCCUGCUCGUAGGUGCUUUGAAUCUGCCAGCGGUGGCUGUGGGGAUGUUGGUCGGCGGGGUCAUCAUGAAGAGAGCGGGACUUUCUUUGAAGACCAUACCCCGAUUCUCUGUGGUCAUGCUGGUCAUCUCCACGACCCUCUGUAUCCCUCUCUUCUUCAUGGGCUGUCCCACCCAGAAGGUCUCAGAGGUCAAUCAUCACCAAACAGACCAAAAUGGGUCACUCCCAUCGUGUUACUCCAACUGUUCGUGUUCUACUAGUGCCUUCAACCCAGUUUGUGGUUCAGAUGACGUGGAGUACAUUUCACCGUGUCGUGCAGGUUGUACCAACUUCACCAAAGACCCCAAAUCCCAAAGGAUUCAAAUGUAUACGAACUGCCAGUGUGUUUCUGGGAGCCAGAUCCACGCCCUCCCUUCUCCCUGUCCAAACAGCUGCCCUCAUUUACUUCUCCCUGCCAUAAUCGUCAUCUCUCUGGCUUCACUAGUUGCGAGUUUCACUCAUAACCCCCUGUAUAUUAUGGUUCUCAGGUAAGGCCAAACCAAAAGCGUCAGUUUUUAUAUGAAUGUUUGUUUUCAAUUAUAACUGUGUACAGAGUCGGCCAACGUUUAUCUUUUCUCUACUUUAUUGUGGUUUUGUUAAUAAAACCCUAAUCUUACUACACGAUCGUUAUCUCUUUUUCGUGGAACUUUGUAAUGUUUUAAACACAGUCACAACAUCCACAACGUCAGACGGUGACUGAUGACUGUGUUAAAACAAUGAUAAGUGAAUAGACACUGGAAUUAUUGCACGCACGGUGUGGUAAAAUAUAGUAUAUUGAAAUGUUUCAUCUCAUUAAUAUUCACAGAUUGAUUAACCUGAUUAAUUUGAAUUGGUAUUUAUGAUUAUAUGGCUUAACCU
This is a messenger RNA of Cynoglossus semilaevis (tongue sole), 2297 nucleotides long. RefSeq names its product solute carrier organic anion transporter family, member 2A1 (gene slco2a1). Bases 357 to 1931 code for a protein of 524 amino acids. The transcript has 11 exons. Gene Ontology annotation, molecular function: protein binding; prostaglandin transmembrane transporter activity. Gene Ontology annotation, cellular component: basolateral plasma membrane. The record is from RefSeq and is a predicted model, not a curated record. Lineage: Eukaryota; Metazoa; Chordata; Actinopteri; Pleuronectiformes; Cynoglossidae. Gene Ontology annotation, biological process: transmembrane transport; sodium-independent organic anion transport; prostaglandin transport.